AUGGGCGACGCGCAGGACAUUCAAGGCGGGACCGGCGUCAGACCUCAUCCCCUUGAUCCUCUCUAUCCGGAAGAGAUAAGCACUGCGGCCGACAUCAUCCGGAGAUCGGUUCAGAAUGAGCAGGUCUUCUUCAGAGCCAUCUCACUGGCUGAGCCUCCUAAGAAGGAGAUGACAGCGUUCCUCGAUGGCCAGCAAGCGGGCGAUAAGGCUUUGGCACAUCCAGUACGACGGGCUAGAGUUCAGGCCUACAUCGGCAAGACGUUGCAUGAAGUCAUGAUUGAUCUGAAUGCAGCCACAAUCAUGUCCAAGGCACCCCUUCCAGGUAAACACUCGUUCAUUGACACCGAGUUCAUGGCCCAAGUUGCGGCAGCGUGUCUGGCGGACUCUAGGAUUCAGCAAGAGAUUGAGACGCUGAAGCUUCCCGAGGGAGCGACGGUGGUUGUUGAGCCUUGGGCAUACGCUACUGAUGGAAUGAAGGACAUGAAGGAUCGAUGGACUAUGGCAUGGUUCUACAUGCGUCUUUCAGACAAUCCCGACGCCAACUACUACGCUUAUCCGCUCGAUAUCUGUGCCGAGGUCUCGAACUCGCUUGAGGUUGUCAAGAUAUACCGGCUCCCGUCUGGAGAACAUGACAAGAUCCAUGAAGAAAAGCUAGAGUUCGAUCGUCGAAAGAUUCAUUCCGACAGCGAGUACCAUCCAGACUUUGUUCGGGAACGAAGGACAACAACGAAGCCUUAUCAUGUCUCUCAGCCGGAAGGACCCUCGUUCAGCAUUGAUGGAAAUCACAUUUCAUGGGAGAAAUGGACCAUGAGAGUUGGCUUCAACUAUCGAGAAGGCAUGACUCUACACGACGUUCGCUUCGAAGGUCGUAGCCUGUUUUAUCGCCUGUCCCUCUCGGAGAUGUUUGUGCCUUACGGCGACCCACGUUGUCCCUACCCGAGAAAAGCAGCUUUCGACUUGGGCAAUGACGGUGCGGGAAUCAACGCCAACAACCUCAAGCUGGGAUGCGAUUGUCUGGGCCACAUCAAGUAUUUUGACGGAUGGCUCAGCACCUCCUCAGGAGAGCCUCUCAAAAUGCCUAACGUGAUUUGCUGUCAUGAGAUCGACGAUGGCAUCUUGUGGAAGCAUACCAACUUCUGUACAGGGAAUGCCGUCGUGACGAGAUCACGUGUACUCGUGCUGCAGACUAUCAUCACAGUCAGCAAUUACGAGUACAUCUUUCUCUUCUACUUCCAGCAGGAUGGUUCCAUCUUUUACGAAGUUCGGGCAACAGGAAUCAUGUCGACGGCGCCCAUAGAUAUCGAUGCCAAGGUGCCGUGGGGCACGGUUGUGGCGCCGGGUGUUCUGGCCCCUUACCACCAGCACAUCUUUUGCCUGAGGAUCGACCCGGCUAUCGACGGGCAUAAGAAUUCGCUCGUUGUCGAAGAAUCCCAGCCUAUUCCAUAUGCUGGAGACUCGGAUGAGUAUAACCCCUUCGGUGUAGGCUACACCACUAAGUCGGAGUACGUCAAAGAAGAGGCUGGGCUCGAUCUGGAUUUCAACACGAACCGAACUUUCAAGAUUGUCAAUGAGGGAGUCACCAACCCAACCACGGGCACCCCAGUCGGCUUCAAGUUGUUACCGCACUACAGCCAGCUACUUCUGGCUCAUCCGAACUCAUGGCACGGCAAGCGCUCCGAGUAUACUUCCCACGCCGUCUGGGUGACGCGUCACCAGGAUGAAGAGCUCUUCCCCGCCGGCAGGUUCACGAUGCAAUCCUCCGGCGGAGAGGGCAUCGCAUCUUGGAUCAAGCAGCGGAAGGAAGAGAGCCUGUCUUCAGUCCGCAAUGAGGACAUUGUCGUCUGGCACACGUUUGGCUCGACGCAUAACCCGCGCAUCGAGGAUUGGCCAGUCAUGCCGUGUGAGAAGAUGAUGGUAGGGCUCAAGCCGGUCAACUUCUUCCAGGGUAACCCUGCACUUGAUGUCCCCAUCUCGACGCAGGACAAGAACCGCAGCGUGCUAGUUCACGGUGGAGAUUGA
Molecule: messenger RNA, 2019 nt
Organism: Colletotrichum chrysophilum
Lineage: Eukaryota; Fungi; Ascomycota; Sordariomycetes; Glomerellales; Glomerellaceae
Exons: 3
Coding region: 1-2019 (672 amino acids)
Biological process (GO): amine metabolic process
Molecular function (GO): quinone binding; copper ion binding; primary methylamine oxidase activity
Source: RefSeq, a predicted model, not a curated record